Anopheles arabiensis is the source of this 2407-nucleotide messenger RNA. Its product is annotated as mucin-5AC-like. NCBI's taxonomy places the organism in Eukaryota, Metazoa, Arthropoda, Insecta, Diptera, Culicidae. The record is from RefSeq and is a predicted model, not a curated record. Gene Ontology annotation, biological process: proteolysis. Gene Ontology annotation, molecular function: serine-type endopeptidase activity. The transcript is spliced from 4 exons. The coding region runs from base 49 to 2124 and encodes 691 amino acids.
GGCGGUGCCACUCGAACAGAACAGAAGUGAAAUUGGUUUGUAGAAACCAUGCAAGUGAUAUCUGUGCAGUUUUGUUUGUUAAGUUGUUUAGUGUUUACCCAUGCACACCAUGGUGAAGAGCAUAAAGAACCAGCAGUGAACAGAAAAGCGGUGGAAAAUCCACGCGUGUCUCCGUUAGGCAGUGGAGUACAUCACUUUGUAGAUGUUUCGCCCAAUUUGCUUGCAGUCAAAGAAUCGGGUGCAAGUCCCAUCACGGUCGCCACAAGUUUGCACGAUGACAGUCCAAACAAUUUCCCUCCUAACUCGAAAUGGCCAAUUCCUCAGGCCGCUAUUGACGUCCAAAAUUACCUGAACCAAACAGCCAACAAUAUCACAAAGCCUGUCCAGAGUUCGCUAGCCACUCUUACGUUUCCGUCCCUCUCACUCAGUGAUCCUCAAAGUGGGCAAUCUGUGGUACCAAGCAAACCCAACCAACUGUCAAUAAUACAGCAGGUUUUGAGUAAUUUUCAGGGAAAUAACAGCACUAUUGCAUCUUUCUUUCAAAUACCGUCGAGUACCACUACUGAACCUGCGCCACAAACAAACAGCAGUUCUGUGAUGAACGAUCCACCGCCAAACCCGGUGGCAGAACUUGUAACUGCCUCCCAGAACACUUUCAGCAACGCCACUAAUGCAGCGCAGCAAAUCACUAAUCAGUUAGGCGUGAACAUUCAGAAUGGAUUGUUCGGAUCGCUAGGAAAUCGGCCAAGCAAUGACGAGCCUACAUCCGGCUCUUCCGCCAACGGUUCGUCAAAUCCUAUACAAAGUCUCAUCGAUAAUACUCAGGCAUCGUGGAACAAUGUCACGGGAGCGGCACAGAAUCUUGCUGGACAGUUCGGUGCUAACGUACAAAACGGAAUUUCAAACAUUUUUGGCAUCAAUCUCAAUCGACCCAGUAACGACGAACCAGUGGUUCAAUCGACAGAACCUGGUGCUACGACUGAGGAAGCUACUUCCACCACAGCUAGCAGUGAGACAUCGACCGGUACGUCAGAGACCACGUCCUCCACUGAAACAACCACUACAGAAAGUCCUAAAACUACAUCCACCACAGCCCGUGUGCCCGCCAUAUAUUUCCCACUGGUAAACCUUGUAAACAAAACUCAAUCGUUGUUCAACAGUUCUACAUUGGUCCAAACUGUUACUAGCCAACUGGGCACAAAUGUUCAAUCUGCAUUCCCAACACUUUUCAUUCCCCGGCCUGCCCUUAAAACCGAAUCAAACGUAAAUGAGUUACGCGACGUGAAUGAUGCGCAACUAGUUAACGCAUCUGCACAAAAUGUUCCUCCUCCAGUGCCACCAGCUUGUCCGACGUGCACCAGUGCAUGUGCGUUUAAACCAUUCCAUGGACAACGUAUUGUUGCAGGUUCAAAUGUGUCACCUCACAAUAAAUACCCCUGGAUUGCGUUGCUAACUUACCUGGAUAGCCCCUCCGGUCAGGGGUCUUUGAUCAACGAUCGUACUAUUGUAACAACCGCUACCAUCGUGGAGAGCAUGCCAGUCAUCGUGCAUAUACGCGCACUGCUGGGAGUGUACAAUCGUACUGAUGCAAGCGAAUCAAUUACUUCUAACGAAAUAAGCACUGCCCUUGUUCAUCCCGGCUACAAAACCACGAAUCAAUUUGCUGACAACAUUGGGCUACUGAUUCUAAAGGAUCCGUUAACCAGUUUCCAACCCAUUUGCUUGCCCGUUGCAACCCCAGAAUCUCUCCCCGCCCCUAAAGCUACCGUCGUUGGAUGGGGUGCUAGUUAUCCAAAUGGACCGUUAGCCGAAGUUCUCCAGGAAACCGAGCUUCAAAUGCAUGCCCCUUCAAUAUGCCAGACAGUUUCAUCGCAAGUAUCUUCAAACAAUCUAUGCGGAGAGUCAUCACAGUUAAUCCCGAACGCUGCCAAUACAUGCACGGGCGAUGGCGGUGAUGCAUUAGUAUUGAAGAAUGGUACAUCUUGGGAAUUGAUCGGUGUCGCUCUUGAUAUUGCCGAAUUCGAAUGUGGCAAAUCUCGCCAGCCCGCUAUGUUUACUAGCGUUGCACAUUACCUGGAAUGGAUAGCUACAUAUGGACCCGGUUGUUUGUGCCAUAAAGGAUAAUUUUAUCGUGUAGUCGAGAGUAUUGUUUACUCAAAAAUUGUUUUUUAUUAAACAAACGAUAAUACUACUUGUGCCAGCUCUUAUUAAGAAGCGGCUGAAUUAUGUAACAUUUGAGAAAAAAAUAAAGAUUUCCAAUAAUUUUGCUCGAAACAUUGCAAAAUAUCAUAAAACUGCUACGAUAUGUUGAUUCAUAAUCUGGACAGCCUCAAAAUUCCUAUUCUAAUCUUCAAAUUUACACAUGCACCUAUUAAGUUUUUAACUUAUUUUAAGUCUUAACACUUGA